CCCCCAUCGAGCUCAACUCUAUCCUUGUCUAAACAACCCAUUGAGUUCUUUCCUCAACAUCUCCUUUCCCCCCCACCGCUGUCUCUCCCCUUCCACCUCCUCCUCGUUCCAAACCUCCAUCUGCAUGCUUUUCACGCGGCCCACAACCUGCUUUACAGAUUCAAACUCCCUAACUAUCUCCGGCGCAAUGUUGCCCGUCUUACUCUCCUGCAACCCUCUCUCGCGUUCCUCCAGAGCCCGCAGGUGAUACCUCUUCAAGUACUCCACGCCCAUUUCUCCGCCAGUGUAGAGUGGCGUGGGAGCCCUUACGUCAGAUUCCAGGCGCUGGUGGUGCAUUUUUGGCGGAGUGCUCAUUGUCAUUCGACGGUCAUUAUACGCCAGAAUAGCCUCUGGGAUAGCAGAAAUUGAAGCACAAACAUGUGUUAGUUGUGACGGUAGCUUUUGCUCUUCCGGUACCGAUUGUUGUGAGGAUGGAACGAGCAGGUGUCUGGCAUUUUUAAUAGGCAGCAUAUCAACCUCAGACUCCGCGGCGGCGGAUGAUGUUGUUGUCGAAAGAUGAACUUGCUCGCGUUCCCUUCCGUUGGGAAGCUGCCUCAUCCAUCGCGGGAUCGGUUUGGUGGGACUCGGCUGGAAGGAUGGCCCGUUUAUGGGAUCUGUGAUUGUGAUAUAAACUGGUGGUGGUGAAGCUGGAGAUCCAUGUUCCCCGUUAUAACUGAUAGAUCCUGCAGCUGCACUAGUCUGCGAGCGAGACUCUGCCUCAACUUCCUUCUGCGCCUGAGAUACACCAGAGAGCGUCUCAUUCGAAACACAGCCAUGGUUAGACUCCAUAAGACGCUCCCACCUCGCUUUCCCCAGUCCUCCAUCCCUCCUAUCAAUUUCCCUUCCAACCCCGUCUCCCUCCAACCCUCCCUCUGCACACCCCCCACAAACAGGCACCACAUCCAACUCUUCCUCCCCCUCCCCAAUCCUCAACCUCUCGCCACAAAUCAAACACCCAAAACAAUGCCGAUGCCAAAAGCACCAGCCCAAACUAACCGCCUCCUCCGCCCUAACCACCACCUCGCCGCAGACCCAACAUAUCGCCAGGUUCAGGAUUUGCUCAUAGCAGGAGGGACAGCAGAUGCGGGAUUCGAUGCCGAGGGUUUUGAGGGGGGUGGGGGGGUGUUGGGGAAGCCAGCAGAAGGUGCAGAGGAAGCUUGAGGCAGGGGGCAUGGUGGGGUUUGGGUGAUUGAGAAGCGCAGUUGGGUGGAUGGAUCACGAUGGUUCAGCCGCUGGAGGAGGGAGACUGAGAUACUGUAGCAGACUUUCAAAAAUUGAAAGCCUUUCCGUUGAAAUAGGAGUAAGUAGUGGUCGAGGACCAGCGAAAAAGGGGGUUUCAAAGAUGAAUCAACGACGGAUUCCACAACGGGUUCGUAUCAGUCUCCUACUUAAACGAUUAACAGGUAAAAAUACCUAAAAAUUAAUCAUACUAAUAUCCAAUAAUAACGAGCGUGGUAGCAGCUAAUCAGGGCUGUACUGGUGUACCAAAUGAGUGAAGUGCUGUAGAGCAUCGAAUUAUUACAGGCGACUGUCAUGGCGACGGAGUACAUAAUCCCCGAUUUCGCAGUCUGUUGGAGAGGCAGGUGCAGAAGGGGCAACGCGGUCCACUUCUCGCGAAAGGAGGGCAGGAACCAAGGCACAAUGGAAGUCCCGAUGGAAGGAAGGCAUGAUGAGAGAGAGGAAGGCACGACGAGUGACGAAGGCACG
This is a messenger RNA of Pseudogymnoascus destructans, 1746 nucleotides long. RefSeq lists its product as uncharacterized. The coding region runs from base 697 to 1200 and encodes 167 amino acids. The record is from RefSeq and is a predicted model, not a curated record. The transcript has a single exon. NCBI's taxonomy places the organism in Eukaryota, Fungi, Ascomycota, Leotiomycetes, Thelebolales, Thelebolaceae.